GGCGGCCGCGAGGAAGCGGAGAAGCCGCCGGAGCCGGGGUCCGGGCCUCGCUGUGUGCUGACCGCGACCCGGGCCUGCCCUGGGCCGAGUGGGCUAUGGGGGAGCCCGACUCUUUGGUCACGGGAGACCGCGCCGGUGGCCGGAGCUGGUGCUUGCGGCGGGUUGGGAUGACCGCCGAGUGGCUGCUGCUGGAGGAUGGGAGCGAGGUGACUAUAGGGCGAGGAUUUGGUGUCACAUACCAGCUGGUAUCAAAAAGCUGCCCUCUGAUGAUUUCCCGAAACCACUGUGUUUUGAAGCAGAAUGCCGAAGGCCAGUGGACAAUUAUGGACAACAAGAGUCUGAAUGGUGUUUGGCUGAACAGAGAACGUCUGGAACCUUUAAAGGUCUGUUCCAUUCAUAAGGGAGACCACAUUCAGCUUGGGGUGCCUCUGGAAAAUAAGGAGAAUGCAGAGUACGAAUAUGAAGUUACCGAAGAAGACUGGGAGAGAAUAUAUCCCUGUCUUGCCCCAAAGAGUGGCCAGAUAAUGGAAAAAAACAAGGGCUUGAGAACGAAAAGGAAAUUGAGUUUGGAUGAAUUGGAUGGUCCUGGAGCUCAAGGCCCCUCAAAUUCAAAACCCAAAAUAAGUAAAGUAUUUUGUGAACCUGGUCAGCCAGUGAAGUCACGUGGGAAGGGUGAAGUGGCCAGUCAGCGCUCUGAAUAUUUGGAUCCUAAGUUGACUUCUGUUGAGCCCAGUGAGAAGACCACAGAAGCUCAUAUUUACCCCACCCCGCCAAAAGUUGUAGAGCUUCAUCAUAAGAAGCAGAAAGCCUCAAACUGUCCUGCGUCUCAGAGCAGCUUAGAGCUGUUUAAGGUAACCAUGUCUAGAAUUCUGAAGCUGAAGACCCAGAUGCAGGAAAAACAGAUAGCUGUUCUGAAUGUGAAAAAGCAGAACCAAAAGGAGAACUCAGAAAACAUUGUGAAAAUGGAGCAGGAACUACAGGAUUUACAGUCCCAGCUGUGUGCAGAACAGGCCCAGCAGCAGGCGAGAGUGGAGCAGCUAGAGAAGACUUUCCAGGAAGAAGAACAGCAUCUCCAGGGUUUGGAGAAAGAGCAAGGAGAAGAAGACCUGAAGCAACAGCUGGCCCAGGCUCUGCAGGAGCAUCGGUCUCUGAUGGAAGAGCUGAAUCGCAGCAGGAGGAACUUUGAAGCAAUCAUUCAAGCCAAGAACAAAGAACUGGAGCAGACCAAGGAAGAGAAGGAAAAGGUGCAAGCACAGAAAGAGGAAGUUCUUAACCACAUGAAUGACGUGCUAGAGAAUGAGCUCCAGUGUAUUAUUUGCUCCGAAUACUUCAUCGAGGCUGUCACCUUGAACUGUGCCCACAGUUUCUGCUCGUACUGUAUCAGUGAAUGGAUGAAGCGGAAGAUCGAGUGCCCCAUUUGUCGGAAGGACAUCACAUCGAAAACUCACUCCCUGGUUCUAGACAAUUGCAUUAGUAAGAUGGUAGAUAAUCUGAGCUCGGAAGUGAGAGAUCGACGAAUUGUCCUCAUUAGGGAACGAAAAGCAAAGAGCCUGUCCUGAAGACCAUGCUCCAGGGCAUGUGAAAGACUUCCAGGCAAUGGGAGCUUGGAAUCGGUCUGGAGGAUUCACUCUGGACAGGACUUGGGAUAUUCUGCAGGUCAUCUUGAGAAGCCAGGUGGGACAGGAGCUGAGUUAGCAAGUUCUCCGUUACAAGCCGUUGAUGUUGGCCUGCCCUGCUGCCAUCAUGUCUGAAGCCCCACCCGUACUUAAGCCCGCUGCUUAAGGGCACUUAAUAGACUGUUUCACUACAUGUUGAAUGGGUUAUUCUAGUUCUGUUUUUUAAAUUUGUUAUUGUUGUUGUUAUUAUUAUUAUUGCCUUGAUACCUCAGAAGCGUCUCCAUUUUGGACAGGUUGGUUGUACCCUUAUGGCUGCCCCCGAAAGCUAAGGUGGCCUCUGUUUUGAGAGGAUGGAAUACCUCUUUGUGAAAACAAGAUGUCAUUUCCUGGAAAUAAAAUGUAAAACCU
This is a messenger RNA of Loxodonta africana (African savanna elephant), 2024 nucleotides long. It is a transcript of the gene RNF8, whose product is annotated as ring finger protein 8. Gene Ontology annotation, biological process: ubiquitin-dependent protein catabolic process; protein K48-linked ubiquitination; double-strand break repair. The coding region runs from base 96 to 1559 and encodes 487 amino acids. NCBI's taxonomy places the organism in Eukaryota, Metazoa, Chordata, Mammalia, Proboscidea, Elephantidae. Gene Ontology annotation, molecular function: ubiquitin protein ligase activity; histone binding. Gene Ontology annotation, cellular component: nucleus; site of double-strand break; ubiquitin ligase complex. The record is from RefSeq and is a predicted model, not a curated record. The transcript has 8 exons.